AUGUCUGCUCAGGAGUGCACUCUGUGUGCGGCUGGCACUUACUCACUGGGCAGCGGCCUGCGUUUCGAUGAGUGGGACGACAUCCCUCCUGGAUUCAGCAGCCUGGCAACCAACCAUGCUAACGCACCCAACGAACAGAAUGCGUCCACCUGCAGCAGGUCAGUUCCUUUGGAGAAGUCAGAGCACAGUGUGUGUUUCAGCGACUGUUCGUUCACAUACACUGACCAGAUUCGGACUCUUCAGUAUGACUUCAGUGCUCUGACCUCUGCUGGGUCCAUCAUGAACGGGCCCAGCUUCACUGCGAAAGGCACAAAGUACUACCACCUCUUCAAUAUCAGCCUGUGUGGAGCUGAGGGUCACAAGGCUGCAGUCUGCAGAGAUAAUGUCACAAACCUGCCCAAUGAGGACGCUGAAGGUGGUCAGCAGGGCAGUUCAGUGGAGGCUUUUCUCUGUCAAUCAACGAUUAUCCCAUCCGAUGGGCGGGGCUUAAGAACAGCUCUUUCCUCUCAGUCCAUUAGCCUGGCCGACACUUUUCAGGGAGCCACAGUGGAGAAAUCACUUAACGGAAUCACCGCCAGACCAGAACUAUUUCCAUCUGCAUCCAAGAGAAUCCCAGAUGUCCACUUCUUCUAUCGAUCUUCACAGGUCACAACCUCAUGUCAGAGAGGCAGGAAUGCAGUGGUGUCACUGCGCUGUAACCCAGAGAAAACAGCGAAGGGAGACAUAUCUGUACCCAGUGAGUGUCCUGCAGGGACCUGUGACGGCUGCACGUUUCACUUCCUGUGGGAGAGCUCUAGUGCGUGUCCACGCUGCGCUGCUGUCGACUACCACGCCAUUGAAGGAGCCUGUAAGGCAGGAGUGCAGGACACAGUGUUUGUAUGGACUGAACCUCGGCUGUGUACUGGAGGACUGACUCUCCCGCUGAAGAGAACGUCUCCAUGCGAGGCGAUUGAUUUCUGGCUGAAGGUGGGCGCUGGGCUUGCAGUGAUCUCUGCUAUUCUGCUCGUCUCCCUGACCUGCUACUUCUGGAAGAAGAACAAAAAGCUAGAGUUUAAGUAUUCCAAACUUGUGAUGUCAGCCAAUAAAGAGUGCGAGUUGCCGGCAGCGGACAGCUGUGCCAUUAUGGAAGGAGAAGGAGAGGAGAAUGAGGAUGAAGAAGUGGUUUAUGCCAACAAGUCUUCUCUUCUGGCUAAGCUGAAGGCUGUCGCUACCAAGGGCAACAAGAAGAGCGGUGAAGCCGUCCAACUGCAAUUCUCCAAUACAGAGAAGUCUGUGUGGGGAUAGAAGAAGAGCAAAGAGGGAUACGGAAAAGGAAAGGGAAGAAUGGAAGUCCCUUUCUGUUCGAUAUCACAUGCAGUGGCCUUAAGAAAACAAGGGCACAAGUGUCCCGAAGGAAAGGAAUAUGGGUUAAAAAAGCCUGCAGGUACAUGGAUGGAUUUGCUUAUAUGAAUAUUUCUCUCUUGAUUUGUCACUAUGCAGUUGUGUAUGUGUGUGUUUUCCAUUUGUAAAUGCAUGGAAAUUCCCUUCCUCUGCAAUGCCUGGGUUUCUCCAGAAGCUUUUUGGAGCGACAGCCGUGACUUUACACGAGUCCUUGCUUGUCAGAGCGAAUGUAGCCAAGGGUCAGAGUGAACACACAAAUACACUCAGACUUUAAGCUUUACUGACAGACACUUCCAAUCCCAGCUAAACAGCACUGGAAAGCCAUGUAAAGUGUGCUGUGUUCAAGUGCAGCCAAAAUAGGCUGUGUGUUUUUUUUAGUUAAGUAACCUAUUUGACUAUGACGGUGACAUUCCAAAUGAAAUAUGACAUGAAUAAAGAGAUUACAGCAAAGCAGGCGCCAUUUCUGUACAGCUAUUUUUAUGAUUUUUCGACAUACCUCUGUGUCAUUCUGGCUUACAGUACCAAGACAAACACAGGGGAUUUCAUGGGGAAAGUAUUCCUGCAGAACAGUGACUGCAGACUGAGGUGGUGAAACAUGUGCAGUCUAAUUAAGGAACUUAAUGAACUGCCGCUGGGGUUUUAUUCAUGAAAUUUUAAGACGCAUCGACAUGAAAUCUGGGGAAAUGAUCUGCUGAGAACCAUAUUGAUUCUGGAUUGAGGUAUAAACCUACAGUUUACUGUCCUGCUGGGAUUUAGUUGUUUUGUUUGGUCCACUACUGCUCUGAAGCGUUAGAUAUGCUGUAGGCAAUAUUAUUUAUGAGUAAUUAAUUGUGUGUGUGUGUGUGUUUACAGUGAAAUGAACCUGUAACUGUGUCCAACUGAUGUCAGUUCUUGAUAUAGCCUAAUUUGUUUUUGAUAUUGUGUAUAAUAAAUGAUUGUUUGCACUCUCAAAUGUGUAAAACUGAAGAACUUCAUAAACCAACCAAUAUGGUGUAUUUCAGUAA
Molecule: messenger RNA, 2384 nt
Organism: Sinocyclocheilus grahami
Lineage: Eukaryota; Metazoa; Chordata; Actinopteri; Cypriniformes; Cyprinidae
Product: UPF0577 protein KIAA1324-like homolog
Exons: 9
Coding region: 1-1284 (427 amino acids)
Biological process (GO): positive regulation of BMP signaling pathway
Cellular component (GO): membrane
Source: RefSeq, a predicted model, not a curated record